Messenger RNA from Cannabis sativa, 810 nucleotides. Its product is annotated as non-specific lipid transfer protein GPI-anchored 5-like. Gene Ontology annotation, biological process: lipid transport. The record is from RefSeq and is a predicted model, not a curated record. Bases 107 to 580 code for a protein of 157 amino acids. Gene Ontology annotation, molecular function: lipid binding. Lineage: Eukaryota; Viridiplantae; Streptophyta; Magnoliopsida; Rosales; Cannabaceae. The transcript is spliced from 3 exons.
UAUAUUAGUAAAUUUCUCUUAUAUAAACAAGUUCACUUAACACACUAUUGUCACCAGUACUUCUAGCCAAAUAGAACUUUAAUUGGUAUUGAAGUUCUAAGGCAAAAUGAUUUCCAAAGUGACUAACAUGGCUCUUGUAGUGCUGGUCCUAGUGACCAUGCUUUGGGCAAGGACAAUGGCUCAACAGAGCUGCACCAAUGUGCUGAUUAGCAUGGCUCCUUGCCUGAACUAUGUCACUGGUAGCUCGUCGACCCCAUCGUCUUCUUGCUGCUCGCAACUCGCUAGCGUUGUCCAGAAACAGCCUCGGUGCCUCUGCAUGGCGCUCAAUGGCGGUGGGGCCUCAUUGGGUGUUAACAUCAACCAGACACUUGCUCUUGCACUCCCUGCUGCUUGCAAUGUGGAAACUCCCCCCGUUAGUAAAUGUGGAACACUGGCUCCUAUUGGUUCCCCUGAUGGUUCACCAGAAAUGAGUGGGGGGAGCUCUUCGAGUGAAAUGAAGCUUAGUCUUAAUUUUACUCUUCUAGUGGUGCUUAUAGCAACCUAUGCUUCUUCUACUUACAGCAGCAGCAGCAGCUUCUGAUGAGAAUUAGUUGGAUCUUGGAAUUGUACUACUGUGUGUGUGGUGUGGCCUAUCCUAUUACUUUAUUUUCUACUUUAAAUUAUAUGUUGUCAUCUGGAUCUACUUAUAUCUAAGUAUUGGUCUUGUUUAAUUUCUGUUUUGUGUGAGAUAGGUUUCUUUAAUUAAUGUACUCAAAUAUUCUCACUAGAGAUAUACGUAUCAAUGUAAUCAAUAAAAUAAAGAUUUCCUUA